Paramecium pentaurelia is the source of this 611-nucleotide messenger RNA. Lineage: Eukaryota; Ciliophora; Oligohymenophorea; Peniculida; Parameciidae. The record is from the annotation of a GenBank genome assembly.
AUGGAAUAUGGAAGAAGAUAAUUACUCAAAAAAGGAAUCAGAAUUUGUGGAAUUAAUAAAUAGAAAUAGCUUAAUAUGUACCUAAUAGAAAUCCUAACUAAUGUGGAAAAAGAUGGAAAAGAAUUUACGGACAUAGGGUAUUAUAUUUGAUUUAGAUAUUAGAAUAGAAUCAAUUAAUCUUGGAAACCAGAAGAAGAUUAAAAGCUAUUAUAACUUAUUUAAGAAUUUGGAAAAUAGUGGUCAAAGAUAGCAUGGAUUAUCUAAAACAGAAAUAGCAAAUAGUGUCGAAAUCGAUUCAUUAAUGCACUUGAUCCAAAAUUAAAAUAACAUAGCUACACUCAAAAAGAAGACCAAUUAAUCUAUCAAAAGUACUUAGAAUAUGGUCUUAAGUGGCCUUAACUAUCUAAAUUUAUCGAGGGUAGAUCGGUACUAUAAUUAUUUAUUAAAGGAUAACUAAAUAAAGAAUAGUUUACACGGUAGAAAAAACAAAAAAAUUAUAAUUUUUCUUCUGUGUUUCUUUUUUUUAAAACUGUUAAUAUUUAAUUUAUAAUACAAAUUUAUUUUUCUAAAAUAAAAUUGCUGUUAUUUUUGUCUCAACAAAUAUUUGUUGA